Dipodomys ordii (Ord's kangaroo rat) is the source of this 3559-nucleotide messenger RNA. It is a transcript of the gene Mfap3, whose product is annotated as microfibrillar-associated protein 3. The transcript has 3 exons. The record is from RefSeq and is a predicted model, not a curated record. Gene Ontology annotation, cellular component: external side of plasma membrane; membrane raft. Gene Ontology annotation, molecular function: MHC class II protein binding; protein tyrosine kinase binding. NCBI's taxonomy places the organism in Eukaryota, Metazoa, Chordata, Mammalia, Rodentia, Heteromyidae. Bases 251 to 1333 code for a protein of 360 amino acids. Gene Ontology annotation, biological process: T cell activation; interleukin-15-mediated signaling pathway; positive regulation of ERK1 and ERK2 cascade.
CUCUUGGGUCGGAAGCAGCUGGGCUCCGGUUCGGUUCAUCUCAGCUUACCUCUUUUUAAUCUUGAAGACUUCAACAUAUAACUUGGAUCUAUCUUUUUUUUUUCUUUUUUUCUCUUUUUGGUUUUUGAGAACUUCUCUACCAAGCAAUACGUCCCCUACUGUGCUUUUUGUUACUGAAGAGCUACUUUUGUGUUUUCUAAAUCUAAAUAAGAUUCUUCUUUCUGUUUUUGUUUUUUUACCCAACUCUCCCAUGAAGCUACAUUGUUGCUUAUUCAUUUUAGUGGUGAUUGUGCCAGCUGUUUUUGUUUGGGAAGAUAUAAAUUUCAACCAAAUGGCCUCUCCAGAAGCAAAUCAGACAACUGACAAUGCAUCCUUUCUCCCAAGCUUUGAAUUCUCAGCAAGUUCUCACUCAGGUGAUGAUGUCAUCAUAGCCAAAGAGGGCACUAGCGUUUCUAUGGAGUGUCUUCUCACAGUCGGUCACCACGAAGAUGUCCGCUGGUACAACUCGAAAGGACAACAACUUGAUGGCAAUGACAGAGGUGGAAAAUGGCUGGUUUCUGAUCAGUUUCUAAAUAUCACCAACGUAGCCUUUGAUGAUCGUGGGCUGUACACAUGUUUUGUCACCUCUCCAACACGUGCCUCCUACUCUGUCACCCUCCGAGUGAUCUUCACCUCUGGAGACAUGAGCAUCUACUACAUGAUCGUUUGCCUGAUUGCCUUCACCAUCACUCUCAUCCUGAAUGUCACGCGGCUGUGCAUGAUGAGCAGCCAUCUUCGCAAGACCGAGAAGGCCAUCAAUGAAUUCUUCAGGACUGAAGGGGCCGAGAAACUCCAGAAGGCCUUUGAGAUUGCCAAACGUAUCCCCAUCAUCACCUCCGCCAAGACUCUGGAGCUCGCCAAAGUCACUCAGUUUAAGACCAUGGAGUUUGCUCGCUAUAUUGAAGAGCUGGCUAGAAGCGUUCCCCUCCCACCUCUUAUUCUCAAUUGCCGGGCCUUUGUCGAGGAGAUGUUUGAAGCUGUGCGAGUGGAUGACCCUGAUGACAUGGGCGAACGAAUUAAAGAGAGACCUGCCUUGGAUGCUCAAGGGAGCAUCUAUGUGAUCAACCCAGAGAUGGGGCGGAGUACUUCACCGGGAGGAGAUUCAGAUGAUGGCUCUCUCAAUGAACAAGGCCAAGAAAUAGCAGUCCAGGUGUCUGUCCACCUCCAGUCAGAGACCAAAAGCAUUGGCACAGAUUCUCAAGAUAGCAGCCACUUUAGCCCCCCUGAUGAAACAGAGUCUGCAGAAUCCAGCUUGAACCACAAAGAUGGAACAUACGAACCUUCCCAGCUGUGAGGCAACUCCAUACCAACCACAGUGGCUCAGGAAAGAACCUACUUCUUGAAAGAAAUUACUCUUUUUUUAACCAAAAAAUGACAGAUUAUUUCCCCUUCUAAUAUUAAGCACAUCAGAGUAUGAAUUGCCAAAACUCUUUGUAAAACUGUGGCAUCUUUCCUGAUAUUUCUUAGUCAUUUUUCUUGAGCAACAUAUAUUAAGAUUUAAAGGAACCUGAGCAAUAAACAUGUUGGAGGGAAAAAGAGUCACAAUUCUCCAGGUGAAAGGUUAACACUUCUGUUGACACCUGAGCUUUCCCAGCAGUAAGAUGAAAGAUUUAAAUCAGAUGAGAUCUAAAGUUGGUUUUCAGGCUUAUAACUUCUUGUCAUCUUCAAACCAUAAAAAUCUUCAGCAUAUCUCUGAGUAAAACUUUCCCUAGAGUUUUAGUCCCUCAUUUUAGAAAGGACCAAGCUGAGACUUCGUUUUGUGUUGUAGUUUAAUCUACCAUGCAUAGCGCACAGGUAUAGAUAUUUUUUCAAUGGUCUGCCAUGUGGAGGUGUAAUCUUGAUGGAGCAUGACUGUUAUAGCAUACAGAGAGUAGAGAGAAAAACUCGUUACACACUACUUUGCAUGCAUAAAUUACUACUUUCAGGGAGUAAAUAACGUCUUUUUACCUUCCUGAGGCAUCAUGUAGUUCUCUAAGGCUGACGAUGAUCUCCACAAAUGAGCAGUCUGUUCCUCAGAAAGAAUGUCAUUGAUGCUUUUAGAAUGCUUUUAGAACAAUGUCAAAUCUUUUGCCUCUGAUAUAUCAUGGAUUUUGAUGUUCUGUAAAGACUUUUUUUCAAAAAAACAUAAUACUGGACUCCACAAGUGGGUUGUAUGUUUGGGAUCCCAUUCUAGGAUACACCCCAUAUUCCUUUUCAGACUUCUGUCAACACUCUUGCCCUUUGUGGCCUUAAAAUGGUGCUAAUGGUCGCAUGCCUCUCUGUCUUUGCUUGUUUUCCUUAUAUGGUAAUGGUUUGAGUGGGCUUCAGAAGCACAAUUUUGAGGUGGGACUGCUUUCAUGGGCUCUCUGAGAAGCACUUACCUGAAAUAAGAUGAGCUAAAUGUGUUUGGCCUGUUCUUGUGUUAAAAUACACACAUGAAUAACCUAGACAUAAAAGAGAAAAAUGAUGGAUGAGGCCACCCAGUGCAGCUCUAUGUCAUAAACACUUCCGAUGACAUUCCUUGUCUGGCUGAGAACUGAUAUCAUGGACUUGUAAAUCCUCUCCAAAAUAGUUUGUUCAGCUUCAGGAAGAUUGGUGCCAUAGAAUUUUAAGAACUCGGCUGUGGAGCUCCAUUUGGCGCUUCAUAUUUCUUUAUUUGGUUCCUGGUUGUUGAAGCAUUAAACUAGAGGUUCCUGAGGAGAAUGCUGGGAGGAGGUUUUAUUAGAAUUUUAGUUUGAGAAGAAGACAGGCCAAACAAAUUGUAACCAAUAGAACUUGUGUGUCUCAUUGUCCAAACUCCCAGUGAUACCUCUGCUCUGGACAGCAUGAGCUUCCACAGAAGAUUAUGAUACUGCCUUUUCUGUAUCAGCUGUUUCCAUGGAAAUGUCUAGAGCCAAACAAGAGCUACCAAUCAUUUCACCAAAGCUUACCUUGGCUCUUAGACAUGUAUUUCUGUAAGGAAAACUGUUUUCAUACACUCAGCUAUGAGAACAAGGGCUCUUUAGCAUAUCCUAGAGCACAGAACACUUUAUUUUCUUCUCCACAAUGUUUCUCUUAAAAGAGUAAUGAGAAAUCUUUAAAAUAUCUUGUUGUGGGAAGUCUCCUGAAUGUUCCUCAGAUUUUCAGUUACUGAACUCCAUUCCUGCCCUUAUCUAGCAGGUUUGAGGUCCUUUCCUAGCUUUGAAGCUUGUUACAUUAAAGAGAGUUUUUUCUUCUUGUGUUGUAAGAAGGGAUGUUAGUGUUUAGAACCCUAAAGUAGAACACAGAACUACAGAACUGUAGAAAAACAAAACAAAACUACUGAAAACGAUCUGUAAGCUUGCACAAAUAGUAUUGUAAUUAAAUGUUGGCUACUGCAUAAGUUGGUUUUAGAAACAUAAUUGUAGGUGCUGGAUAUAGGUGGUACAUGCUUAUAAUCUUGCCUCUUGGAGUAGGUUCAAGGUCAGCCUAAGCUAUAUAACACAGACCUUUUUUUGUCUCAGAAAAGGUGGGGUAUGGGGAUAUUGCUUCCCUGUCAAGCUUAAGGCAAUGGGUUCAAGCC